AUGCUCUUUAACCGCCAUCCCUCGCGGGUGCCGCAACAACCAAAGCAACCUCUGAUACCUGAAAAUUAUUUGGAUGCGCCAUCACAGAGGCUUUACUAUUUGAGCCUCGGGCUUCUUUGUCAAGCAAUCAAACUCCUCGAUUUUCUCAGGUCAUUGGCAUCUCCGAGUGAAAGACUCACGAUUUGUGUCAAGUGGCUCUUCGUGGAUUUCUUAUACUGCUUCCUUCUCUCCCAACUUCGAAUACCGCGGCUCAAUUACAGCAAAGCAAGUGUUUUGCUCCAAAUAUGUCUACUAUGGUUUUUGGACGGAAUCAUGUUUGGAGGAAUAAGUCUCAAUGUUCCAGCUCUGUUCAGUGGUGGCUCUCUAUCGGCUAUAUUUCCAAGGAGCCCUGAUAUACCUUCCACACCCGAACCAUUCAGUUUUUACGAUGUUGUGGCGCCAUUCACCUUCGGAUUGCUUUCUCAACCAGCAGGCUCAAGAGAUACUCACCUGCUUGGCCAACAUACCGUUCGCAUGUCUCCAAUUAGCACCGCCCAAUUGAACCCCCAGGCAGUCAAUUUCUGUCUGUCGACACCAACGAGUGUUAUCCAUGUUCCUGUCCUUCUCAAUAACACCAAUCUGUCCAGCCUCAAGUAUUCAAUCACUCCAUUAGGGUAUCCGACAGAUGUAGCGCACGGCAAGGUUGAACUGGUUGAAAUCAGUGCGAAGGACAUCAAAGCCAUUUCACAAGCCUUCCGUGAUGAGCAGGCGAAGCCCUCUCGUCUUCGAAUUCCCGAAGAUCGCGACGAAUACGACGACGACGACGAGUCGCACGAGCAAAAUUCCCAUUCCAUGCUGCAGAAGUCGCAGUCAAUGGUUUACCUCCGACUUGCUCGAUCGGGCACCAUACGCCUGGAACAUGUAUUGGAUGUCUCUGGUAUCGAAGCACGAUUAUCUCAUUCCGAGGUCGUGGUUGUGCCUUGCCCUGAAGUAGCCUUCGUCGAGGAUGUGCAAAGUACCAACGACACCAUUCGCUGCGCAGGUCAGGACACUGAUAUCAAACUGAUGAUCGAUGUCCGCGGGGUCCCACCAUUAAGCAUAAGAUGGCUCAAGAUCAUCAAUGGAGUUCGGGAGCAGUUUCUGGUGGAAGGAAUUGAAACAGACCAUCGUCGGGGCUCAGAAGACUCUCAUCCAGACCGAUUACAGGAGGUUUCCGAAAAGGGAGACCCUUCGUCCCUGGCUUUAAAAAUUCCUCUGACCGUCUCUCUUGACGAACCGGGAACGUAUGUGUAUGCUCUGGAGGAAAUCACGGAUGGUGUUGGCAAUGUUGUGCGUUCAGGGCAUGAUCUCGCCACAGCAAACCAAUCUAUAAGUAAGACAAGGACAACAAGGUCUUUCGUCGUCUUGAGAAAACCUGCCAUAUCAUUUGAUCACUGCAGCUCUGAUGCUCCAACGCCUUUGUUGAUUGGUUCAGAGGCGACUUUAUCGAUCAAAGCUGUUGAAGCUGAUGAUUUGGAUGCACCUUGGGAAGUUUAUGUGAAGUACCAGCCUCUCACCGAUGCCGACAGCGUUGCUGCCAAUAAGAGGCUUAAACCUUGGAAGAAAACUUUGAAGACUCAAGGAGAUCGGAGGGAACUGAAUGUCCGUGCGAGCUCACCCGGAGAAUACACUAUUGCAGGGGUUAAGGGGAAGUGGUGUUCUGGCACAGUUCUUGCGCCCUACACUUGCACUGUCGUCGAGCGGGCGUUGCCGUCCGCCGAAAUUGAAUGGAAGCGCAUCCAUGAGUGCUCGGGAGACACGGGUGUUUCAGCUUCCCUCAUCCUUCGUGGCACGCCACCAUUCCAGGUUCAUUACCGCAUGCAGCGUGAUAAUGAACCACCUCGAGAAUUCUCAAAACAAUUUACUAACUCCCGAGGCGAAUUAACCUUGCAGCCUGAGCGGAGCGGCCACUAUACUUUUACCUUUGUCCACCUCAGUGACGCAAACUACAGAAAGGUCGAACUCCAUGGCCCAAGCAUUGAUCAACUUAUUCACCCUCUUGCUUCCGCUGACUUCUCUGACGUGCACGGCGUUGGACGGAGCAAAAAGUUGAUCAGUAGUUGUGAUGGUGAUGCAGUGGAUAUACAUGUUAAUCUUAAAGGCACAGGUCCCUGGAAUUUGGACUUGCAAAUUAUCGGCCCUCAUAGUUCCGAAACUGUGCUCGUCACAGGAAUUGAAAAACCGAGGGAAAUCAUCUCAGUUUCAAUUCCAGAGGCAGUGAGGAAGAGUGGCGGUACUUUUGAAGUUGAUCUAGUGAGCGUGGAGGAUGCUUACAAGUGCAGGCGAUCUAUCUCUGUACCUGGAGUCGUCGUAAAUGUGAAACGUGUCCGGCCAACUGCUCGAUUCUAUGGUAGCACUCAAGAACGUCAUACGACGAUAACAGAAGGCGAACGUGCAAGCCUUCCCUUACGAUUGACUGGCGAUGGACCCUGGCGUAUGAAGUACCGCCGAAUUGGCGCCGACGACAAAGUCAUGACGUUGAGACUGAAUAGUCCUAAUGACUAUCUUCACGUCACAGAGAAGGGCGUCUACGAAAUCAUCGAUAUUGUAGAUUCACAGUGCUCAGGCUCGACGGCCACAGACGCGACGACUUACACAGUCGACUGGCUACCUCGUCCAGUGGCCAAACUUUCUCCUGCGGUUGAUGCGACAUAUGAUGUGCAUAAUGGGUCUUUCAUUUUGCGACCUAUCUGUGAAGGGUUGAACGAUCACGUAGAUCUUGAACUUUCAGGGCGACCUCCCUUCCAGAUUAUGUACAAUGUUGCUCAAGGGCAUGAACUAGGGGGAACGCAGCUCAUGGAUCAACCGACGUUUAACAGCCUUCAACCUCGCACGCGCUUCCAGCUCCAUACCUCAUCCCCUGGGCGCAUGUAUUACGAAGUAAAGCAAAUCGGAGACUCCGCAUAUCCUCUUGCGAAACAUGCAAAUGCAAUCAUUCCCCGUUCACAAAGGCUAUUGUUUGAACAGCAAGUCUCAAUGCGCCCUUCCGCCCAUUUCAAAAACCGCAAUAGGAUGACUUAUUGCCUAUACGACGCGUUCGUACCUUUGGAUUCUACAUCUGCCGAUGGAAUCAUUCUUCUCGAAGGCGCACCCCCUUUUACUGUAACGCUCAGCAUCAAAAAUUUGGCUGCAAGUCAGAUUAAGACGGAAAGAGUCGUGGUCUCGUCUAAUGCGUGGAAAAUCGAUUUGCCAUCAUAUAGCUUCAUGGCCGUUGGUGCACACAUCGUCACCAUCGAAUCUGUGACCGACGCAUCCAACUGUGCUCAAUCGACAUCUGAUCCAUUGUACAGUUCUAUUUGGGUGGAUGUUGCAGAGACUGCCGCUAUCAUACCAUUUGAACGACGCGAAGAUAUUUGUGUUGGAGGGAUAUCUCAGUUCCAACUAGAGGGAAUUCCACCCUGGACUAUUGGGUACCGAAUCAAUGGGAAAUCUUACACGCAAGAGGCAAAAGUUUCUCCUUUCUCCCUCCUCCAACAGCAGUCAGGUGAAUUCACGGUUACACAUAUUGCACAUCAGCAGAAGAUGUGCAAAGCUGUGGUUACGGAUUUGAGAUUUGUUGUGCAUCCUCUUCCAUCAGCUCAAGUUGGCCAUGGAAAGAGGGUAUUCCAGGAUAUACAUGAAGGCGACCAGGCCGAGAUAGUAUUUACGCUAAUCGGAGAACCUCCUUUCACAUUUACUUACCAACGAUCGGAACCAAGCCCAAAGAAAGGCGGAAAACCUGGGAAGGUCCUUGAAACUCAUACUGUCUCUCGUGUUCUUACAAAUGAGUACUCAAUAUUUUCGGCUCUAGAGGGAACAUGGACUGUGACCUCCAUUUCGGAUCGUUACUGUCGAUAUCCGCCUGCGCAACCUGAUUCGAGUGUUGAAAGGCAACGGCACUGA
Messenger RNA from Laccaria bicolor S238N-H82, 3900 nucleotides. RefSeq lists its product as uncharacterized. The record is from RefSeq and is a predicted model, not a curated record. Bases 1 to 3900 code for a protein of 1299 amino acids. Lineage: Eukaryota; Fungi; Basidiomycota; Agaricomycetes; Agaricales; Hydnangiaceae. The transcript has 13 exons. Gene Ontology annotation, molecular function: structural constituent of nuclear pore. Gene Ontology annotation, cellular component: nuclear pore transmembrane ring. Gene Ontology annotation, biological process: nuclear pore organization; protein import into nucleus.